CGCAGGUACCCGUGCAGUAAGCCCGUACGUGGCAGUCUGAGAGCAGCACAGAGUAGCCGAGCUUGUUGCGGCUCCUCUCCUGCAACAGUCCACUCACACAAACUGGAUAUACAGUAGCGAGGAAAUUUUUUAUACCGUCAGAUUUAUUUUUACGCUUUCCACACAACCACUGAAACAUGUUUACCUUGUCGGAGCUAGUUGUCUUGCUGGCCGUCCUGUCUGCCACUGCUUCUGGCUACUUCGUUAGCAUAGACGCCCAUGCCGAGGAGUGCUUCUACGAGCGGGUCAACUCCGGCACCAAGAUGGGCCUCAUGUUUGAAGUGGCCGAAGGAGGCUUCCUGGACAUCGACGUCGAGAUAACAGGACCUGACGGUAAGCAAAUUUACAAAGGGGACAGAGAGUCCAGUGGGAAAUACUCUGUGGCAGCGCACAUGGAUGGAACCUACAAGUUCUGCUUCAGCAACAAGAUGUCAACCAUGACACCCAAGAUUGUCAUGUUCACCAUUGAUAUCGGAGAGGCUCCCAAAGGCCAGGAUAUGGAGACAGAAGGUGGUGACAGCUGGGAUGCCCACCAAAACAAGCUGGAGGAGAUGAUCAACGAGCUGGCAGUUGCCAUGACAGCCGUGAAGCACGAGCAGGAGUACAUGGAGGUCCGUGAGAGGAUACACAGAGCAAUCAAUGACAACACAAACAGCAGAGUGGUCCUGUGGUCAUUCUUUGAAGCUCUGGUUCUGGUGGCAAUGACACUCGGACAGAUUUACUACCUGAAGCGAUUUUUCGAAGUGCGGCGAGUGGUGUAGUGCUAUUCAAAUGAUACUCCUCUGUGUCCUCCACUGUACUUUUUUGUUUUGUUUUGUUUUUCCCCUCCAACACCAAGACAGUUAUUUACGCUGUGGAAAUGAGAGUGGCAGUUUUGAGUAAAGCCUACAUGUGAUUGGAUCUCAGAGGUUUUGUUCUCUUGUUACCUGUUUGGUUUCUUCUUUAUAAAUAUAAUUUAUGUUUGGAACGAAUGGCCAAAAGAUUGUGGGAUAAAUUUCAGUUUAUUAGUUUUUCUUUUUAACAGAUCUGUUUAAUUACAGUUAGUACAGUUGUUUCCUGUGCAAAUGACUGUAAGGCUCAGUGUCCGCAGUCAAAUGAAAGACUUAAAAUUGCACAUGAAUGGACAGGUAUGUGUGACGUCAGAGAGGAAUGUUGCCUCUUUUAAGUUUGAAAUGGGAACCGUUUUGAAAUGAUAAAAAUGGCACAUCUGAAAACAUCAUUGCAUUAGUUUAGUGUCUGAGAUAGGAAAAGUUUGAUUUCAGGUGUCAAAGCCAAGUCAGACUGGCAGAUACUGCCAAUGUGUUAAUUCUCAAAAACCACAAAUUGCACUCCCGAUGAACUUGUCUAGCUAUCUGAAAAAAUUUACAUUGCAGCUGGUCUUUAAGGGAAACUAUACAGCUUCUAACACUGUCUAUUGAUUCAUAGCGAUUUGUGGCACAGGUGGGUGGACAUCUUUUCCAGGGGAAAUUGUGUGGCUCACUCCCCACAUAGUUCAGAAAUAGAAUUCAACAGGGAAGUCUUUUGUUUGCCAUAAACUAACAUUUAUGAUUUUCAAACUCUUGGAUUUUAAAAAGUUUGGCCUGGCUGUAAGAUCAUAAAAAGCAGAGGCAGGGUUGAAUUUUAACUGAACUAUUUGGGGUGCCUCUCAAAGUAUAGAGGAAUACUGAAAUCCAUGUUACAUGUUGAUUUGGGUGGGCUGGGUAGGUAGGGGUUUAAACACUUGACUGCUGUGUUCUUUAGUUGCUUCUAUAGUUAUUUUUGUUAGGGUUGGGGAUUUUAAAUUAUAUGUAUAAAAUUUGAACUGUUAAUUUUUCCCCCCCUCUUGAGCAUUGCUUGUGACAGCUGUUUGGAUGAGGUCUUUCUUCCAAGUAUAUACGUCCAAGGCAGUAGAUGUUUCCAUUUAGCCACACCAUAAAUGGUGCAUGCACCAGAUAUGCUCCAGAUUUGUAUUUCAAAGAAUUUAUGGUGAGCUCAGGCAGGAAAGUUGCUCUGUACACAAUCUCUCCCUUUUGCAACGAAAUCAGCUAAAUGGAUCUUUACAAAUGUAGAAGUGUGGUCUGUAAAAAAAAAAAAAAAAAUGCCCCAGGUUUCAUAAUAAAGCCAAAAUUCUAUACAAUUA
This is a messenger RNA of Neolamprologus brichardi, 2158 nucleotides long. It is a transcript of the gene tmed2, whose product is annotated as transmembrane p24 trafficking protein 2. The record is from RefSeq and is a predicted model, not a curated record. Lineage: Eukaryota; Metazoa; Chordata; Actinopteri; Cichliformes; Cichlidae.